AUGACAGAGGUAGAAACGAACCUGACGAUCAACGCAGCUGCAUACCAGCCAAGCAGCAGCAAUACAACACCAACUACAAGUAAUAAUGGAAGCCACAGCAAUUACAUGACCCCGAGGACAAAUGAACUGACAGUAGAUCGCGAUGAUUUAAACGACUCGUCCCAAAAUUAUCACAGCCCCACGUAUCAUCAACGUGAAGUUUGCAAAAAAUGUAACCAACAGAUUAUUGAAGGCCAUGCGUAUGAGUUGGGUGAAGAUAGGUGGCAUAUCGACUGUUUUAAAUGUUCCAAAUGUGAGACUUCGCUAGGCUGCAAUUCAAAUUUUCUAGUUCUAGGUAACGGGAACCUAAUUUGCUCCAACUGUUCAUACAAUUGUAAACAAUGUGGAAGAAAAAUCGAUGAUUUGGCAAUUUUGACCGGUGACCAAGCCUAUUGUUCAAGCUGUUUUAAAUGCCGGUCAUGUAAACGAAAAAUUGAGGAUUUACGAUAUGCAAGAACAUCAAAAGGAUUGUUUUGUAUGGAUUGCCAUGAAAAAUUAAUGGCCAAAAAGAAAAAGUACGAUGCUAAAAAGAGACAGUUGGCAACUUUACAGGAAAGACAAAGCCCUGCACCGAGUCUGAGUGGAGCUGAAUCUAAGGCGCUUGAGGAUUAUCGCCGAGCAUCAGCUAGCAGCUCAAGAAACAGUUUAAUCCAAUCAUACAUGACUAAUACUUACAAUAGUGAAAAUAAUAAGAGUGCCUCCACCACCAGCCUUUACAAACAAGGGGAGAACAACUCACAGUUGUCGAUGAACUCAAACAAAAACAAAUCUCUACCAAGGGCACCAAACACACAAAAUACUUCAGCUAGUUCAAGUUCGAUACCAUCUAGUAGACAGAAUUUGAGCCAUGAUAAUUCACCAGCCAAUCCAAACAAUUAUUCAAUUCAGCAAACUCGCGAACUGUCAAGGGCUCCCGCCAAUUCUUCAUACAGUCAAACAGCGACACAUGAAAAGCCCGGAAGGAAGUCUAAUUCGAAUGGAAAUCCAAGUCCAGGGGCUGCUGUCUUUCUGCCAGAAAAUGAUUUUUCAAUUGAGGAGGUGCAAAAUAGCUCAGAUUCUGAUACAAAUGAACCUGACACUAUUGCACAAACCAAAGGCACAUCUUUGAGAACAAAGACAUCAUCAAACAUCAAAGGCCAACUUGAAUCGCAUUCUAGCCAUAAUUCACCUAUCAAUACAGCAAACUCCAAGAACCCAGACACACCAGCAUCGCAACUACUGAACCCCGAUAAAUCCAUUUAUUUGGAUUUUUCGGAUUUUCCCUCUGACUACCCUGCCAGAUCAGAACAACGCAAAUAUUCCAACAACAAUCAGUUGGAUGCGCCUGCUGACUUGAAAUCUUCAUCUGAUAAACGCAGGGAUGGAGAGAAACACCUAACUCCGCAAAAUGUACCUCAAGAAGUUGCAGGCGAUAUGAAGAAUAAGAACUUGUUGAUUUUGUCACCGGGACAAUUUCAUGAUCAUGAGUUUCACAGCGCUACUAUGGGCUCUCCGCUAAUUGACUCUCCAGGUACUUUGCUCAGUAGAAGUUCGACUAAUGACAAUAAGUUGAAGGCACAGAGUUUAACUAUAGAACAAGAACAACAUUCAAAUAGAUCCCAAUGUCCCUCACCAUAUGCCAAAGCAAACAGGCAAGCCAGGGUGGUGGAAAUGAAUGACGAGAUACAAACGGAUGCAGUGCCUGUUGACAGUGACAUUGCAGCAAAUCUGAAUCUGAAUCUGAAUCUAACCUAUACCACUCCUCAGCAACUGAGACACAGGAAGAUGUCUGGAUCAGGAAGCGGUACAGCUGCACCUAUUGGUUCGUCGUUAUCUUCGCCACCUCCAAAAUUGCCGGUACCAGAUACCCCUACAAGAAAGAGGGAGCGCUUACAGGGUUUGAAAUUCGAUGAAUCUGUGGCUUAUGGUUUAGGAUUGGAAGGCAUUACUUAUAGUGAUGACUCUGGAAAAUUAGCCGUGGAUCAAGAAAAUGAACAACGGGAAUAUAUGAGGCAAGUGCGCCAACAACAAGAGCAAGAAGAGAGGGGGAUCCCUACUAAUCUGUUGACUCCAGAACGAACAAAAGAAGAAUUGAAUAAACUUCGAAGCGAUUAUACACAAACUCCAUUUUCAAUAAACCAAUCACCCCGAAUUAUCAGCAACCCUACACCUGCAGUUACCAAUUUGGAACCGGAGAAUGAUGAAGAACAAUCACAAGCGGAGCUGCCACUGCAGCCACAAAAGUUGUCACGGACCACGUCACUUAUACGUAAUUUGAAACACAAGCGUUCGGUAUCGGGAGGAAACCAAUCAAAAUUCGGAUUCUUCAAGUCUUCACCAAGAGAAGAUGUCAACAAAGGACAGCAUACUAGACACAUUUCGGAUAGCUCGAUCGCAGGCAGUACUCUUGCUGGGCUUAAUUCCAUACACUCCCAAUACUUUACCUCACCAGGUCAAAGUGAAAAGAAUGGUGGUGUGGAUAGAUUUAAACCGCCUUAUAGUCAAACACAUGCAAGACUGACAUCCGACUCAACCAUGUUUUUCGAUAAUGAUCCCUUUGACAUAAAGGCGGUGAAAACUGAGGUGCAGAAGUUGGCGGCUGAAAAGCUAAAUUUGGACUUGGACGUCAAAAAGUUGAAGCAGGACAAGUUGAGACUCGGUGACCAAUUGAAAUCAAUACAACUGAACUUAACCGAUGAGACUAUCAAGUAUGAUAACUUGGUCGCAGAAAUCAGAGAUCUAGAAGAGAGGAAAGCUCUUUUGCUGCAACAAAAUAAGGAAUUGGAAAAACAGAAUGAACAACUCGAAGUACAACAAAAGCAGCACCAGAUGAGACAACAAACGACCUCAUCUGGCUUGGAUAGAUUUGGCAGUAGCGAGUCAGAUGCAUUAGGUGAUGACGUAUCGACCAAUUUUAGUACAGCUUCUACUGUUAGAGAUGGUAAAAGUUUUGGGUAUAACGAUCACCAACAAAGUCAUUACUCGCAGCAACAGCGCCAACAACCACAGCAGCAGCAGCAACAGCAACAGCCCUUGGCUGCACCCGAGGAUGAGCAAACCCACAAGGCAACCAGAUUGAAGUUUUGGCGAAGGGCUAAAACUGGAGCUCCUCAUGUUGUGUCUACAAGGAAUGACAAUAAUGGCAGUGGCAAUAACUAUGGUACCAACAUUUCAGGCCCUUCUUUGCCUCAUAGUACUUCUUCUCAAGCAUUACGUGUACCUGUGUCAAGCAAUGGAAAUUCAACGGGUGGUGGUAGCAAAUUCAGCCGAUCAACAUCGACCAACAUACUUGAUUCGUUUUUGAAUACUGAUUACAAUGGUUCAAGUUCUAGUGUAUUGCAAUUGACAAAGUCAAAAUCAAACUCAACUGCAUCUUUGUUCAACACCACGUUACAGCAACGGGCCGAGUUUGAGAAAACCUCGGUUCCUUUGAUUAUAUCGCGUUGUUUAAUUGAAGUUGAAAAAAGAGGUUUGGAAGUUGAAGGGAUAUACCGUAUAUCUGGAGGUAACUCAGCUAUUGUUGCCAUUGAAAAUGCAUUUAGCAAUUUGGGUCAAGAUCCUGAUGACAAACAAUGGUCCAAGUUGAAUGACUUGCUUGAUGGCGACAUACAUUCUGUGACAUCGGCACUUAAGAGGUAUCUUCGUAAAUUACCUGAUCCAGUUAUACCUAUUGUUCACUACGAUGAAUUCAUAAGAAUUGCGCGUCUGCAAAACAGGGAUUCACGAUUAGAUUCAUUAUCGUCAUUGGUUGAGAAGUUACCCACGGCCAAUAGGUCAGUGUUGUAUGCACUUUGUCAGCAUUUGCAUAAAGUUGCCGAACUAAAAGAAGUGAAUCGAAUGGGAGUUAAAAAUUUGAGCGUGGUGUUUGCCCCCACAUUGGCCAGGGAUGAAACUGGUGAAAGAGAAAUGGUUGAUAUGGGUAGCAGAAAUGAUAUGACUGAGUUGUUGUUGACUGAGUACAGCAAAGUAUUUAGGCAGUUUUGA
Lodderomyces margitis is the source of this 4002-nucleotide messenger RNA. RefSeq names its product Rga2p (gene RGA2). Bases 1 to 4002 code for a protein of 1333 amino acids. The transcript has a single exon. Gene Ontology annotation, biological process: regulation of GTPase activity; signal transduction. Gene Ontology annotation, cellular component: cytoplasm. NCBI's taxonomy places the organism in Eukaryota, Fungi, Ascomycota, Pichiomycetes, Serinales, Debaryomycetaceae. The record is from RefSeq and is a predicted model, not a curated record.